GAGUGACAGGAAGUCUGCCUGAGGCGAAAUACUGCUUUUGAGCAGUAUUGACGCCGAAUUGAGGGAACAAGCUUUGCCAGAUCGGGAAAUCCGUUGUAUUUGCCCUUGAUACAGCCCAAAGUUUAUUUUUGAGAUUGCUUGCUACGCUGCUGUCCGAAUGUACGAAGGUUGAGUUCUUAACAGCAUUCCCCAAGCCUGUACCGGCGGUGGGGGGAAAGCAAUGUCAAAUAAUUUUGGAAUGAUUGCUAAGAAAACUAAAUACUCCAACGCAUUAAGUAAUCCUAAACGGAAAUCUAAUUGGAGACUAUUUUUAGCCAAAUUCAUUUGGAAGGCGCUAAUUGGAGCAGAUGGAAUUACGCUAGUUUCUCUACACCGCCUGGAUAGCCUGUGAAUUGCCUCUCUCCUUCGGAAACAGGUGCUGCCGGGUGCAGCAUCGCAAUGGAAAGUUCAUCCCCUUGCGACACAAGAGGCUCUUAACUGCCUUGCUCUUAUUUAUUUGCGGGAUGCUACUCGAAAGACGCUGGGUGUAGCUUAUUGGAAAUACGGGGAGGACAAUACUAAGCAUUGCAUGCCUCAACUUAAAACAGCAGGCGGGGCUUAUUGUAAAGUUCUGGUUGAACUCCCCCCCCCCCCGCCAUGUUCUCUGCUGCAGCAAGCCAGUUAAUAAAGUAGACAUUGAAAUGGCAAGUUUUCGACAGGGGACGCUGCUACCUAUAUUUCUCAGCACAAUAAAAGGCGUUUUAAAAAUGAAAUCUGACUUCAGCUUAGGUUUGGAGAGUUUGGUUGCAAGCUUACUAAAUAAUGAAACUCUAUAUUUCUUUUAAAAACAUAUUUUCCAUACAGCACUGCAAGGCAUUAAUACUGUAAUGCUCGUAUCAAAAAUAACUGGAAAUCGAAUAUGGACGCAAAUUGUUCUCCAGGAACCGGUGGUCCUAUCUUUCUGCUUGCCAAAGAGUUAUCCAGAAAAUCUGGAAAAUGCUGCAGUGACCAUGGAGGCUGAGAGACUACAUGUUCUGUCCUCCCAGAAAAGACACAAUAAAAGGACCAGCUGUUCCCUCGGAGUGUCUGGCUGGAGCCAUAUGAUCUUAGCAACAUAUUUCAGAGCUGUUGCUAAACACUGACAAAGACUCUUGUGCAGCAAUGACUGUUGUAGAGGAAAAUCGGCCUUUUGCCCAACAAUUAUCCAAUGUCUACUUUACAAUACUUUCGCUUUUCUGCUUUAAACUUUUUGUAAAAAUCAGCCUUGCAAUACUCAGUCAUUUCUAUAUUGUAAAGGGGAAUCGUAAAGAGGCAGCAAGAAUAGCUGCUGAGUUUUAUGGAAUUCCUCAAGGACAAGGCUCUUGGGCAGAUCGCUCACCCCUGCAUGAAGCAGCAAGCCAAGGGCGUCUUCUUUCUCUCAAAACAUUAAUUACACAGGGAUACAAUGUAGAUGCUUUAACCAUUGAUCAAGUGACACCAUUGCACGAGGCAUGCCUUGGAGAUCAUGUAGGAUGUGCUCAGAUACUUCUCGAAGCAGGAGCAAAUGUGAAUGCCACAACUGUUGAUGGGAUAACCCCCCUAUUUAAUGCCUGCUCAAGAGGGAGUGCAUCUUGUAUACAACUUUUGUUGGAAUAUGGUGCAAAACUUCAACAGGAAACAUAUCUUCCUUCACCAACUCAUGAAGCAGCCAGCAGAGGUCACAGUGAUUGUCUAGAAUUGCUGAUUUCCUGGGGCAUAGAAGUUGAUCUAGAUGUUCCUCACUUAGGAACGCCUCUGUAUGUGGCCUGCUUUUCACAGCAGAAACAGUGUGUUCACAAACUUCUGCAUUCAGGAGCAAAUGUGCAAAAGGGAAAGUUUUUGGAAACUCCAUUGCAUGCAGCUGCAAGGUUACCUAAUACAGAAAUAGUAAACAUGCUUCUUGAGUUUGGAGCAGACGUAAAUACCAAAAAUUCAGAGUUUGAACGACCAGUAGAUGUCGCUGUUUCAAGCAGUUUGGUGGAAAAAAUACUGCUAUUACAUGAAGUUACUCCAUGUUCUCUUUGCCAGCUGUGCCGACUACAAAUCCGAAAUUAUAUAGGAAAAUCUAGAUUGCACCUUGUACCACAACUUCAGCUGCCAAACAUCUUGAAAAAUUUCUUACAGUAUCGAUAAAAUAGUGAAUUGUAUUUCAGAACUUGAAGAAAUAUUCUACAACAUGCUACAUAUGAAAAAUUAUAUGAUAGGAAACAACCUAAACAAGCUCACCUGCACAUUAAAAUCAUGCCAAACAUAAUUUGGAAUUCUUUGAAAUAGUAUUAAAAUUAAAUAUAACUGUCCAUAUUUUACAGAGCUGUACAAAUCCUUUGAAAAAAGUGUUCUGGAAUGCAAGGUAAUAUGUGCGAAGACUCCUUUUUUGAAUGAUUAAAGCAACCAAAUAUUUAAGAAGCUGCUUCCAGCCAUUUCCAUUUAUCACUGGCUAUAUAUGCAUAUGUAUGCAGACAGAGACAGCAGCAACUUUCUCCACAGCUACCUUAGCAAUUUAAAAAAUUGGGCUUUGUGCACUUCCUGGCAUGUUCCAAAGCAUGUUUUUGGAAGGACUUACACAGCCUAAUAGUUUGAAAAUGUAUUUUUUACAAUAUAGUUCUUAUUGAUUGCAUUUAAAUUUUACUUUUGUCAGUCUAAGAGCCAUGGUGAUCCAGUGGUUAGAAGGCAGUGUUGCAGGCUAUCUCACUGCUCACUCCAGGAGUUCAGUUCUCAGUGGCUCAAGGGUCACUCAGCCUUCCGUCCUUCCGAGGUUGAUAAAAUGAGAACCCAGAUUGUUGCAGGCAAUAUGCUGACUCUGUAAAACUGCUUAGAGAGGGCUAUAAAGCACUGUGAAGCAGUAUAUGUCUAAGUACUAUUGCUAUUUCCAGGAGACUAUAUAUUGCACUGCAAAUUGUAAAUUCUUUUUGAAUUGUGAUCUCUUUUCUUCAGCACUAUUUUCUUAAAAGUAUUAGAAUGGCAGUGGAGAGAAACAGAAAUGGGAUUUAAAUAAAUUAAUGCUUCCAAUCCUUUCCAUAUUUCUUCUCUGUAUAAAUUUUCUCAACUUGUGAUCCCAAAUUCACUAGGAGCUUCCCAAGAUUUGGAUGUAAUUCUAAAUUGCAACUGAAAAGGGAGGCUAUUAAGUACAAUAAGUUUGGGAGAUGAUUAUACUAAUUUCAUUUAAUAAUUUAAUUGCAAUUAUAUAUACAGGUAAUCCUCGAGAUACGACUGUAAUGGAACCUGCCCAUUUCACUCACAAGUGGUGAUGGCUGUUAAGUCAGAUGGCCUUGCUUAACAACCUUCAUCCCCUGCUCUCCCUGAUGUGGCCAUUAAAUGAACACAUGGGUUAUUAAGCAGAGGUGGGGGAGGCUUUUAGAGGCCUAGCAUAGGCCCAGACCUGCCUGCCCUGGGCCUUCCAAUGCCUCCCUUCUCCCAAUAUAUCUUGUGCUCUGCUUGCUGUCCCCUGAAGAUCUCCAUGUUUCUCAUGGUGGGGACUGAGGCUAAGGCUUGCAUCCCAGAAGUGGCCAUCAUUUUUUCCUCUGCUUUCACAAAGCCAUGGGCAAGGGACAGACCGCUUGUUUCUUAAUGCACAGCCUGACAUAUGGAGAUCUUCAAAAGCUAAGGGUGCAGUGGAUGAUGGGUAUGUGGAGAAUAGAUCCAAGGCCCAUGUUGGUCAUAAUGGUGAAUGUAGGGGGCUGCAAUGGCCAUAAUGUCUAAAUGGAGUCGUAAGUAGCUUUUUUUGGGGGGGGGGUAUCUGUCAUAACUUUGAACAGCCAUUAAGUGACUAUUCAUAUAUAGAGAGCUACCAUUAAAUUUAAAUAAAAUCAGGUAAUUCAGUUUUUGUCCUAGAUAUGCUCAUUUUCUGCUAUAUACCCCCAGCAUUUGGGCUGGUAAAGAUCAUUAUGCUCUGUAAGAAUUAGUUUAGUUGAAACAGGUUCUUGCUUCAUUUGUAAAGAAAUAAUAUGCAACUCUUAGUAGUAGGCUUUAAAUAUUGUUGUUCCUGCAGAAGCUACUUUCUUCUAUGUUCCUAUUGCAGUUGAAAGAAUGAGAAAUUAACUGCCUUUUAGUGGAUUCUUGGUCUUUUUAGAGCUAGAAUGGAAUGAUCCUACAAUGUAUUCCUGCCUUUAAAAAAAUCAUGAAAUGCUCUGUAAGUAAUAAUGUAGGUAGUGGGAAUAGGGGAGAAUAUUUUGAAAGUCUAGAAUUUGUAAAUUUUGCAUAAAAUCUAUUGUUUAGUUUAUUGUUUGAUAUAUUCUGAGUAAAGAUGAAUGACUGUCUAUGUAUUAAGUAUAUUUUCUUUUUUUCGUUCUCUAAAACUGAUGUGCAUAUAUAAAA
Messenger RNA from Crotalus tigris (Tiger rattlesnake), 4311 nucleotides. It is a transcript of the gene ASB5, whose product is annotated as ankyrin repeat and SOCS box containing 5. The transcript has 10 exons. Gene Ontology annotation, biological process: protein ubiquitination; positive regulation of protein catabolic process; intracellular signal transduction. The coding region runs from base 1141 to 2130 and encodes 329 amino acids. The record is from RefSeq and is a predicted model, not a curated record. Gene Ontology annotation, molecular function: protein binding. Lineage: Eukaryota; Metazoa; Chordata; Lepidosauria; Squamata; Viperidae.